This is a messenger RNA of Drosophila ananassae, 1126 nucleotides long. Its product is annotated as translation initiation factor IF-2. The record is from RefSeq and is a predicted model, not a curated record. NCBI's taxonomy places the organism in Eukaryota, Metazoa, Arthropoda, Insecta, Diptera, Drosophilidae. The coding region runs from base 38 to 472 and encodes 144 amino acids. The transcript has a single exon.
CCGCACUUAACCGAAGUAAGACCUCUGCUGUGGAACGAUGCGCGUUUGCCACUUGAAUCUAUUAGUGCUAAGUGUCGGCCUGUGGGUCCUGCUGGCGGAGUCGGGUACCUCAGCUACACCUCUCCCGGACCCGGACCCCAUCUCGAGUCCCACUCCCAGUCCCAGCCCAAGCCCGGAUCCCAAUGUGGAGCCCCGGGCGGAUGUACAGCAACUGACUUUGGCGGAUGUAAAUCAGGCAGCCGAGCAGCAGGAGAUGCCGGCUGUGCGCCCCGCCAGACAAUUUGGAUUCGGCCGGGGAGGUUUCGGCCGGGGAGGUUUCGGCCCGGGAGGCUUUGGCCGGGGCGGUUUCGGAGGCGGCGGACGCGGAUUUAGAAGGCGAGGCUGCUGCGGCGGAUUUGGCGGACCAGGUUUUGGACCGGGAUUCGGCGGUGGCUUUGGCGGCUUCUAUCCACGACCACCUUUCUUUGGCUAAGUGUUACUCAUUUAAUGUGCAUAUGUGAUACGAUCCGACCUUGAAUAGGUACUAGCUGCUAAUAAAUCAACACGAGCUCUAAUUACCCAACACGAGUGCUGAAGAAACUUUUGCUAAAGCCAAGAGCUCAUAAAAAACACAGUUCGGAUAUGAAUAAUGAGUAACAUUUAUCUAUUUUAACAAGUAUAUAAGAAAACUGUACAUUUUGUUUAGAAAUUUUAAGUAACUUGUAUAAAUCAAGCGGAAUACUUAAACAUAGAUCUACUUUAUCAACUUUAAAAGAAACAAUAACAUUUUUAAAAGAAUCCCCUUUAAUUUAUUUUUUAAUACACCAUCUAUAAUUGUUCAAGCUUUGAUAAUUCUUAUAAAGCUUUUUGUAAAGAAGACCUAUAAAUUAGCCACAUUUUGGCUUUAUAAGUCAGACUAGCAAGAUGCGAAUGCUCGUGUGUUUUUUGUUGAUCACUUUUGGAGUUGUGCCAAUAUUAAAUGCAGUGGCCAAGUCACAGGAUAAAGUCCGUCAACAAGAAAGCGAGGUCAAUGGCGCAGUGGAAAGGAUACGACGUCAAAUUGGAGCCUUCGGAAGUGGAUUUGGAGCAAGACGCAAUGACAAUCCUUACUAUGAAAGCCUGUUUUCUAUUUAAUCAUAAGAACAAU